Molecule: messenger RNA, 1477 nt
Organism: Arabidopsis lyrata subsp. lyrata
Lineage: Eukaryota; Viridiplantae; Streptophyta; Magnoliopsida; Brassicales; Brassicaceae
Product: cingulin
Source: RefSeq, a predicted model, not a curated record
AUGGAGAAACGCAGGAAAUCAAAUUAUUAUGAUCCAAACACUAAAUCACCAGAGACAAUACAAAGAGCUUUAACCGGUUUAGAGAGAUUGGUGAAGGAGAGGAGUGAUAGAGAGAGCGAGAUUAGGGUUCUGAAAGGGGAAGCGAUUGAGCUUAUGGGAAAGGUUGAGAUGGACAAGGAACAGUUGAGGAAGGUCUGUGAGUGUGAGGAGGUGAAUCGGUUAAAGAAUAUGGAGAUAGUGAUUGGGAGAUUGAAAUCUGAAAACGAUAGAUUGGUGAAGGAGAUCGUAGGGGUGAACAAGGAGAUGAUUGGUCUGGAGAAGACAAUUGAUGGAUUGAAUAGAGAGAUCGAACAUCUUUUGAGUGAAAAGAAUGAGAUGGAGAUUGUACAGAUUGGAGAAAUCGAGGAGUUGGAGAGAAAGUCAGACAAGUUCAAUGAGACUGUGCAGAAUUUGACAAAGGAAGACAAGGUUUUGAGGGACGGGUUGGAAAAGAAUCUUGAUGACUCCAUGGAGAAAGAGAGAGGAAUGAUGGUGGCAUUAGGGAAAGAGAGGACAAUCAAGGAAUCUGAGCUUGAGAGAUUAAUGGAGGAGAAGAAGAAACAGAUGGAGAUGGUCAAUGAGCAGUCAUCUGAUAAGGACAAGUUGAUUGAGCUUCAGGAGGGUAUUUCUAGUCGGGAGGCAAAUCUUGUUGAGCUGAAUCAAAAGGCUGUUGAGCUAACUCAUGCUUUGGCUAAGCUACAAAAGGAUUAUGAUGAUCAAACCAAGAUUAACGAUAAGUUUAUCUGCAAAGUUGGUCAGCUAAGCUAUGCCCUUGCCCAAGUUGAGAAGAAGCUCAAGAGAGAAGAAGCUGAUAAGACACUUGAUGAGGAGAAGAGGCAUGUAGAGCAUCUUAAGGCAGAGGUUUUAAAAUCAGGGAAGAGGCUUGCAAAAACUCUAGAAGAUUUUGAGAAAGUUAAGAUCGCGCGUGAGAGUUUGUUUUCAAGCGAAAAGGCUGCACUCGAGAAAGCUAUGGCUGCUCUGAAAACAGAACUAGAAUCCGCUGGAAUGGAUGCAGAACGCAACUUGGGGAUGCUAAAGAAUGCUGCAUCUAUGUUGUCUCAACCAGAGAACCGAGAAGAUAGAUUGAUUAGCGAGCAACAGAAUCGAGAAAAGGGAACAGAAUCCUAUGCGGUGGAGCUAGAGUCGAUAGAGAAAGCAUUCAGAAACAAAGAGGGCAUAAUUGAGAAAAUGAAGAAAGAAGCUGAGAUAAUGAAGCAAUCAACGCACCUCUGGUUUCAUAUAUCGCGAUUUUUGCUGCUGCAUGUUUUCUCCAUGCCGUCAAAUAACCACUAUCAUGACAUGAGUUUUAUCAGUAUCAUAUGAGCUUGCGAAUGAUGUUGUUUAGGUCUCUGCAACUAUCAUAUGAAUUAGUAUAAUCUUUCUCCUUGAGCUCUAUAUAGUUGUGCAUCUAUUGAUUUUCUUUAGCCAUUUUUUGACU